This is a messenger RNA of Rubroshorea leprosula, 2413 nucleotides long. Lineage: Eukaryota; Viridiplantae; Streptophyta; Magnoliopsida; Malvales; Dipterocarpaceae. The record is from the annotation of a GenBank genome assembly.
CUUACAGGUAUGCAACAGCUAGUGCCCGCUCAGAUGGCAUGUUUUUACUCUGUGGUGGAAGAGACUCCUCUGGGGCGCCACUGGCAGAUGCAUAUGGACUACUUUUGCAUAGGAAUGGUCAAUGGGAGUGGACUCUUGCGCCAGGGGUCUCACCUUCACCAAGGUAUCAGCAUGCUGCGGUUUUUGUUGGGGCACGGUUGCAUGUUACUGGAGGUGUUCUUAGAGGAGGACAUGCUAUUGAAGGCGAAGCAGCUAUUGCAGUGCUGGAUACUGCUGCUGGGGUUUGGUUGGAUAGGAAUGGACUUGUGACUUCUUCACGGACCAGCAAGGGACAUGGCGAACAUGAUCCUUCCUUAGAACUUAUGCGUCGUUGUCGUCAUGCGUCUGCAUCUGUUGGUGUUCGAAUAUAUAUUCAUGGUGGUCUCAGAGGAGAUAUGGUGUUGGAUGAUUUUCUAGUUGCAGAAAAUUCACCAUUCCAGUCUGACAUCAGUUCUAUAUUAACAUCUGAGAGAGCCUCAAAUUUGUCAACUCCUAGAUUUGGUCAAUCUACUCUAAGUGUACAUGUGAUGACUUCUGAUGCUGACCUGGGAAGUCCUCAAUCUGGGGCCCAGAGCAUGGAUAAAAAUUCCUUCGAGAAACUGAGGGAGGCUUCUGCAGCUGAAGCUGAGGCAGCUACUGCAGUAUGGCAAGCUGCGCAAGCUGCAUCUGCCAUUCCUGCAGAAGAAACGUUGGUAUCUGAUGACAAUUCACCGGUUGCGGAGACAGCUUCGGAUACUAGUGACAAUGAGGCAGAUGUUCGCUUGCAUCCUAGAGCUGUUGUGGUUGCUAAAGAGACUGUAGGGAAUCUUGGAGGGAUGGUAAGGCAGUUAUCCCUGGAUCAAUUUGAAAAUGAAAGCAGGCGAAUGAUUCCCUCAAAUAAUGACCUUUCCUAUCCUACCAAAAAAUUUAACCGGCAGAGGUCUCCUCAAGGCAUACAUAAAAAGAUUAUUUCUACAUUGCUUAGGCCUCGAAACUGGAAAGCUCCAGCUAACAGGAAGUUUUUCUUGGAUUCUUAUGAAGUGGGCGAGCUCUGUUAUGCUGCUGAACAGAUUUUUAUGCAAGAACUGACAGUUCUUCAGUUGAAAGCUCCAGUAAAAGUCUUUGGUGACCUUCAUGGACAGUUUGGCGAUUUAAUGAGACUUUUUGAUGAAUAUGGAUUUCCUUCAACUGCAGGAGACAUAAUGUACAUUGACUAUUUGUUUUUGGGAGAUUAUGUUGAUCGAGGGCAGCACAGCUUAGAGACAAUAACUUUGCUUCUUGCUCUUAAGAUUGAAUAUCCUGCGAAUGUUCACUUGAUUCGUGGAAAUCAUGAAGCUGCAGACAUAAAUGCUCUCUUUGGUUUUCGCCUUGAAUGCAUUGAGAGAAUGGGGGAGAAUGACGGGAUAUGGGCAUGGACACGGUUCAAUCAACUCUUCAACAGUCUACCACUCGCUGCACUAAUUGAGAAGAAAAUUAUCUGUAUGCAUGGUGGCAUAGGGAGAUCUAUUAAUUCAGUGGAACAAAUUGAGAAACUUGAGAGACCCAUAACAAUGGAUGCUGGAUCUAUAAUUUUAAUGGACCUCUUAUGGUCUGAUCCCACAGAAAAUGAUAGUGUAGAGGGUUUGAGACCGAAUGCCAGAGGACCUGGUCUUGUCACUUUUGGGCCUGACCGAGUCACUGAUUUCUGUAAGAGAAACAAGUUACAGCUUAUAAUAAGGGCACAUGAAUGUGUAAUGGACGGGUUUGAACGGUUUGCUCAGGGGCAAUUGAUUACUCUGUUCUCUGCGACAAACUAUUGUGGAACUGCAAACAAUGCUGGAGCAAUAUUAGUGAUUGGUAGAGGAUUAGUUAUAGUGCCAAAGUUGAUUCAUCCAUUGCCACCUCCCAUGCAGUCCCCAGAAACAUCACCGGAACGUGUUGCAGAUGACUCAUGGAUGCAGGAGCUUAACAUCCAAAGGCCACCAACUCCAACUCGUGGUCGCCCUCAACCUGACCAUGAUCGAAGUUCACUUGCAUAUAUUUGAUGGUAGGAACAUAGCAAAAUUUUUGUAAUUAACAACAUUGUUGCGGGAGUCCUUUGUUCAUAAAACCCCAUGGCGAAGCUGUAUGCUGUAGUGCUCCAGUUCUAUCUGAACCAUGCAGAUUGCAGAAGAUAAAAGCCUAUCUGUUGUAUACAUAGCUUGAGAGUUGUAAAAGACUACUCUCUCAACGAGUGUGUUGUAUGUACAAUAUUCUGUCCAUGGUGCUACCCAACAGAUAUAGGGGAAGGUGUUUGAAUUUUAGCUCUAGCAUUGUAACAUAAAUGGAUAAUAUAUUGAGGUUCUCGAUGUAGCGAUUUUUUCAUUUUGGAAUUUCAAAUUGAAAAAAACAAUAACAACAAAAGCAAUGCUAUAAU